GCCAGAAGUAAAUAGACGCCACAUUUUUAUGGGCGCGACCAUUGACAUUUUUUUGUAAUUUAUUUUAUUUUAAAUUUUAAAAAAUUUUAAUUAUUUAUUUAUUUUUAAAAUUAAUUAUCGCGUGUGUUCAAUGACUAAUUGUCAGUAAUUGUUGAUUACAACGAAAAUAUAAAAGGAGUAAAAAAUUUAUAACCGCAACAAUGAAACAAAUAUUUUUUUUGUUGUUAAUUAUUGGAGUAUUUUAUAAACAAGUAUCGGCUGCUGGUGGAUGGCUACUGUGCUAUAAAUGUAACAGUAAUCAACCAGGAUGCGGUACUCCACUUAAUUGGUUAUGGUACUGGGGUGAAUACUGCCCAGAACCCGAUGACGUAUGUGUCAAAGUCAUCGAACGUAAAGGAGCUGAGACAUUAAUUACACGUGACUGUUUGAGUACAUUGCGAGACUACCGUACCGAUAUACCAGCAGAUCACUACGAAGGAUGUCGUCCAGCAGCAAAAGAUGUCCGACUUGGUCACUUUGUAAACAAUACGAUCAAGGAACUCGAUAUACACCGCGAUUACUACGACGAAGUUUCCUGGUGCUUCUGUUACUUUGACAAUCGAUGCAACUCCGCCACCUCGUUAUCGAUUACUCAGUCUAUAAUUCCUCUAACUCUUCUUACUUUUAUAUACAAAUUUAUUUUAUAAACAUUCCUGCCUAUAUCGAUUAAAGAAAAUUCGUUUUAUAGAAAAAUUUAUGAGAUUUUAUAGUUAUAACUUUUUUUAGAAAUAUAAUGACUACAAUGAUACCGUCCAAUUUAAUUAGAUAAGUGUAACAAGAUUAAUCAUGAUCAAAAAAAAAUCCCGUCCAAAUGUAAGAAUUUUAUAUAAAUUUAUAUAUAUAUAUAUAUA
This is a messenger RNA of Microplitis mediator, 890 nucleotides long. RefSeq lists its product as uncharacterized. The transcript is spliced from 3 exons. The coding region runs from base 201 to 686 and encodes 161 amino acids. Gene Ontology annotation, biological process: positive regulation of voltage-gated potassium channel activity; regulation of synaptic transmission, cholinergic; sleep. NCBI's taxonomy places the organism in Eukaryota, Metazoa, Arthropoda, Insecta, Hymenoptera, Braconidae. The record is from RefSeq and is a predicted model, not a curated record.